AUGGAAGUAAAUAAAAUUGAUGAAGUAUUUAGCGAGUAUAAAAUUGAAAUUAUAUAUGAAAUUGAUGAAAAUAAUAAAAAUGAUUACGUUUAUACAAGUUUCGGGCCUCCUUAUGAUUGUAAUGAACCUGAUCAAAAUGCACACAAAAUAAAAAGAAUAAUUAAUGGAACUAAUGGGAAAAAAUUAAUUUUGUUUGAGGGUGUUGAAUAUGUUAUAAAAUUGAAAAAAUUAAAUAUUUGCUUGAUAGAAUAUAGUGAAAUUUCUGAGAUUGAAGAGAAGGUGGAUUUUGGUAGAUUAAAAAGAUAUCGAGUAAAUCAGAUGAUUAAGAUAGAUAUCGAGGGAUUAAAAGAUUAA
Meloidogyne enterolobii is the source of this 354-nucleotide messenger RNA. NCBI's taxonomy places the organism in Eukaryota, Metazoa, Nematoda, Chromadorea, Rhabditida, Meloidogynidae. The record is from the annotation of a GenBank genome assembly.